UCUCUUUCCUCCUAAAAGCUCUGAGAGCCGCUCCCUUCUCCCGGUGCGCCGCGGCUGUCCACCCUCGGUGGAUCAGACGAGCAGGAUGGAGGGCUGCAUGGGGGAGGAAUCUUUUCAGAUGUGGGAGCUCAAUCGGCGCCUGGAGGCUUACUUGGCCCGGGUCAAGGCGCUAGAGGAGCAGAAUGAGCUGCUCAGCGCGGAGCUUGGGGGUCUCCGGGCACAGUCUGGGGACACCUCCUGGCGGGCCCGUGCCGACGAAGAGUUGACGGGCCUGCGGGCCCUCGUCGACCAGCGCUGGCGGGAGAAGCACGCGGCCGAGGUGGCGCGCGACAACCUGGCAGAAGAGCUGGAGAGCGUGGCGGGCCGAUGCCAGCAGCUGCGGCUGGCCCGGGAGCGGGUGGCGGAGGAGGCAUCACGCAGCCGGCGCGCCGUCGAGGCGGAGAAAUGCGCCGGGGCCUGGCUGAGCACCCAGGCGGCGGAGUUGGAGCGCGAGCUAGACGCUCUGCGCUCUGCGCACGAGGAGGAGCGCGCCGGCCUGAACGCGCAGGCUGCCUGUGUCCCCCGCGGUCCCGCGCCGCCCCGCGGGCCCCCAGCGCCGGCCCCCGAGGUGGAAGAGCUGGCCAGGCGGCUGGGCGAGGCGUGGCGCGGGGCAGUGCGCGGCUACCAGGAGCGUGUGGAGCACAUGGAGACGUCGCUGGGCCAGGCCCGCGAGCGGCUGGGGCGCGCGGUGCAGGGUGCCCGCGAGGGCCGCCUGGAGCUGCAGCAGCUCCAGGCGGAGCGCUGUGGCCUCCAGGAGCGCAGGGCGGCGUUGGAACAGAGGUUGGAGGGCCGCUGGCAGGAGCGGCUGCGGGCCACUGAAAAGUUCCAGCUGGCUGUAGAGGCCCUGGAGCAGGAGAAACAAGGCCUACAGAGCCAGAUCGCCCAGGUCCUGGAAGGUCGGCAGCAGCUGGCACACCUCAAGAUGUCCCUCAGCCUGGAGGUGGCCACAUACAGGACCCUCCUGGAGGCUGAGAACUCCCGGCUGCAGACACCUGGCGGUGGUUCCAAGGCUUCCCUCGGCUUCCAGGACCCCAAGCUGGAGCUGCAAUUCCAUGGGACCCCAGAGAGCCGGCGGCUUGGACCUUUGCUCCCUGUCCUGAGCCCAAUUCCCCUCCCCUCACCCUUGCCUGCUACCCUUGAGACACCUGUGCCAGCCAUUCUGAAGAGCCAGGAAUUUCUCCAGGCCCAUGCCCCUACCUUGGCCAGCACCCCCACCCCACCUACACCUCAGGCUUCCUGUCCUGCUAUGGAUGCAGAAAUCAGAGUCCAAGAUGUCCCUCUCUCCCUUCUCCAGCCACAGGGUGGGAGGCAACAGGCUCCAGAGCCCCUGUGGGCUGAAGCCAAGGUGGCCACCCCUACCAGCAUCCUGCCAGGACCAGAGGAGCCUGGGGGCAAGGGGCAAGAGGCCAGUUCAAGCCAGUCCCCUGAGGAUCAUGCCUCCUUGGCCCCACCCUUCAGCCCUGACCACCCUAGUUUAGAGGCUAAAGAUGGAGAAUCUAGUGGGUCUAGAGUGUCCAACAUAUUCCAGGAGGAAGAUGAAGGGCAAAUCAGGGGGCUGGUAGAGAAAGAAGCAGCUAUAGAGGUCAGAGUGGUGAGCAACUUGCAGCAGGAAACAUGGCAAGAGGAAGGGGAUCUGAACAUGAAGGAAAUCCAGGAUUUCCAGGGUCCUUUGGAAAAAGAAACCCUGAAGGCUCUGGGAGAGGAAAUUCAAGAGCCACUGAUGUCUCUGGAAAACCAGAGCCAUGAGACACUAGAGAAGGAGAGUCAGGAAUCUUCAAGGUCAUUAGAAGAAGAGAUCUUAGAAACACUAGAAAGUUUAGAAAAAGAUGAUCAAGAGCCAUUGAAGACUUUGGAAGAAAAGGACAUGGAGGUAGUGAGAUCUCUAGAAAAGGAGACUCCAGAACUACUUAAGCCUAUAGGAAAAGAGGACCCACAGACAUUGCAAUCCCUAGAACAGGAGAAUCAAGAACUGAUGAUGUCUCUUGAAGGUAAUCUGGACACAUUUUUAUUUUCAGGAAAGGAGAAUCAAGAAUUAGUGAGAUCUUUAGAAGAGGAGAACUUAGAGUCAUUGAGGGCUCUAGAAAAGGAGAAUAAAGAGCCACUGAUAUCUCAAGAAGCAGAGGACCAGGAGACAUUGAAACCUCUAGCAAAAGAGAAUCAAGAGUCCCUGAGGUCUCUUGAAGAUGAGAACCAAGAGACCUUUAGACUUCUAGAAAAGGAGAACCAGGAGCCACUGAAGUCUCUAGAUGAAGAGGACCAGAAGAUUUUGAAACCUCUAGAAAAAGAGAAUCAGGAGCCACUGAGGUCUCUAGAGAAAGAGGACCAAGAGAGAUUGAGAUCUCUUGAAAAAGAGAUUCAACAGCCACUGAGGUAUCUAGGGGAAGAAGACCAGGUGACAGUAAGACCUCUAGAAAAGGUUAAUCCAGAGCCACUGAAGUCUCUUGGAAAAGAGCAGGAGAUAGCUAGACCUGUUGAGAAAGAGAAUCAAGAGUUAUUAAAGUCACUAAAAGAAGAGAGUGUAGAAGCAGCGAGAUCUUUAGAAACAGAGAACCUAGAAUCAGUGAAAUCUGCAGGAGAAGAGAACCUGGAAACACUGAAAUCUCUCAAAACUCAAGAGUCACUAUGUUGUCUAAGAGAAAUGAAUCAGGGGACAAUGAAACCUCUAGAAAAGGAAAUUCAAGAACCACUGGGAUCUGUGGGAGAGAACCAAGGGACACUGAGACUCCUAGAAAAAGAGAAUCAAGAACCACUGAGAUCUCUGGGAGAAUGGAACCUAGAGAACUUGAGAUUUCCAGAAGAGGUAGACAAGGAAAGUCAAAGGAAUCCAGAAGAGGAAGAGGACUUGGAGGAGGGAGAGAAUCACGAGUCACUGAGGUCUCUGGAAGAAGAGAGACAGGAGCUGCCACAGUCUGCAAAUUGGCAGAGGUGGGAAGAUACAGACCAAGAACUGGGCCAGGAGCCCCCUUUUGGGAGGGCUGGAGUGGAAAGUGGAGAGGAUGAGGUGGAGCUGGACCUGAGGGAGGAAGACAGCUUCUCUGGGAAGGAGGAGGUGGUAGAGCAGGGAGAGCUAUGGCUGAAUGCCACAGGGGAGGCCUGGUGCUCAGGCGAGGGGCACCCUGGGAGCCCUGGGCCCAAAGAGCAGAGGGGCCCAGCUGAGGAAGCCAGUGGGAAGGGAGGCACUGAGGGCCUCCAGGACCCUGAAGGGCAGCCCGAGCAGGUAGAGGCUCCAGGCCUCCCAGCUCUGCAGGGAAUGCCAGAGGUAAUAGAGCCCCUGCUGGAAGUUGAGGAUGCAGCGCCAGGGGGUGAUCAAGCCUCCCCAGAGGUCACCUUAGGGUCAGAGACAGCCAUGGGUGAGCCUGCUGCAGGAGCUGAGCAGGGACUGAAGCAGGAGGUGGUAGGGUUGGAGGACCCAGGCCACCUGGUCAGAGAGGAGAUGAUGGAACAGCCGCUGGGGGAGGAAAGUUUGGAGGCAAAGACGGUUCAGGGCUUGGAAGGUCCUGGAAAGGACCUAGAGGAGGCAGAGCUCUCCAAACUGCCCAGAAUGUGCAGAGACCCCCUGGAGUCUCCCAAUGGCAGGGGGGAGUCAGAGCCUGAGGCCCCCUGGGCAACAGAGGAGGCAUUCCCUGCUGAGACCUCAAGCCAUGAUGAAAGUGAUAUCCCCCAGCCUAGGCCCCUGGUGUUAGAGGAAGCUGAGGAAGAUGCACAGCCAGUGCUGGGCCCCUCCAGCCCAAAGCCAACUGAACCCUGGUUGCCCACCCCAAUCCUGGAAGAUGUCCCUGGAUCCCAGCCCCAGGCUGAGGGGAGCCAGGGGGCUAGCUGGGGGAUGGAGGGUGGGGCUGAGGCCCUGGGGAAGGUAGAGGGUGAGCAGGAGGAGUUGGGUUGUGGGGAGAUCUCUGAGGGCCUCCAGGAGGAGGGGGAGGAGAGCAGAGAAGAGAGCGAGGCCGAUGAGCUAGGGGAAACCCUUCCCGACUCCACUCCCCUGGGCCUCUACCUCAGGUCCCCUUCCUCCCCCAAGUGGGACCUGGUUGGAGGACAGAGGCCCUCCCCUCAAGGGGAGGCCAGAAAGGAAGCCUGGGAUCCUGCUGUCCUGACCUCCAAGGGCCUUGGGGACCAACCCUCAGAAGAGGAGGAGGGGGGAAGUGGAGAGGAGCAGUGUGGCCAUGACCCUGACCUGUCAGAGGAAUUUGAGGACCUGGGGACUGAGGCUUCUCUUCUUCCUGAGGUCCCCAGGGAGGUGGCAGAACCUCUGGGCCAGGUGGCUCCGCUGCUACUGGAGCCUGCUGCCUGGGAGCGGGAUGGGGAGUCUGAUGGGUUUGCAGAUGAGGAAGAGAGUGGGGAGGAGGGGGAGGAAGAAGAUGAAGAGGACGGAAGGGAGCUGGGGGCUGGGCAGUGGGGGCCAGGGUCCUCCGUUAGCAGCUUCCAUGUCCUUAGUGGCCCUCAAAGAGGGGACCUCCUGGAGUCUGAGAGUGUGGGUGUCAGUGUCCCCUGGGAUGAUGGCUUGAGGGGCACGGUGGCCGAUGCCCCUGUGAGUGCCCUGGAGACUGAAUCCCAGGACAGCGCUGAGCCUUCUGGCUCAGAGGAAGAGUCUGACCCUGUUCCCUUGGAGACGGAGGACCAAGUCCCUGGCCCUCUGGAAACCCCCAGUGGUGUGGAGGACACAGGCCCCAGAGAAGGGGACACCCAUGGUGUAAAUGGCCGGGGCCCCAAAUUGGAAGAGUCAGAGCACGUGAAUGGGGGGGUGGUGAACGGGUUGGAGCAGUCUGAGGGAGUGGGGCAGGGAAAACUGGGGGACCCUAAGGGGGCCCAAGGGAGCCCCUUACAGGAGGAAGAGAGGGGUGCCCUGAAGACCCCUUGGGCAGGGGCUUCUCUUCACCUGGGCACAGGCCAGUUCCUGAAGUUCACUCAGAGGGAAGGAGAUGGAGAGUCCUGGUCCUCAGGGGAAGACUAGAGAAAGCACUCCUUGCACACUGAGGACUUGGGGCAGGGAGCGGGUGGGAAGAUGUCCUCAAGCCCCCUCCCUGCUCAGGGGCAGCAGCCUUAACUUAUGAUCUCUGGAGUUGCAGUUUCUGUCCUAGAGGCCUGGCUGGCCAAGGUGAAAUGGGGUGUGGCACAGGAGCCCGUCCCAAGAAUGGAGGCUCUAGGAAUGAAAACCUGGGGCCCUGCAAAGGGGACAUCCUGCCUGCACAUCCCAUAAGCUUAAGUCAGCAGAAUCCCUAUAGAACUAGGCCCCCUUUGCUCUGCAUCCCAUCAGCUGGGAAAGGCCUGGAGCCCAGUGGUUCCUCCGAAGGGAGGGGGCUGUGGUGGUCUUUGUGCCAGGGCUCACCAACCCCACCGCAACUCACUACAGCAGCAGCGCCCUCAUGGGAUGUCUGGCCUGUGGCAAUGGAGGGGAGAGGUGGUCCCAUGUCUUGAACCCCUUCAUCCCUGCCUCUUGUGACCUUGUCUGGCUCAUCCUUGCCUGAAUAAAGUAAAGCCUCUGCCUGUAAA
Molecule: messenger RNA, 5526 nt
Organism: Cynocephalus volans (Philippine flying lemur)
Lineage: Eukaryota; Metazoa; Chordata; Mammalia; Dermoptera; Cynocephalidae
Gene: NES
Product: nestin
Exons: 4
Coding region: 86-4987 (1633 amino acids)
Biological process (GO): positive regulation of intermediate filament depolymerization
Cellular component (GO): intermediate filament
Molecular function (GO): CCR5 chemokine receptor binding; intermediate filament binding
Source: RefSeq, a predicted model, not a curated record